AUGCCUAGCAGCCAAUCGCUCGGAGAAGACCCAGGAAAUACACCACAUACCGCGGUCCCUCCACCUGAAGAUGACGACGAAUGUGGCAUUCAGCAUGACGCUGGCCCAAGAUUGGCUUGUCAAUUCCCUUCAAGUGGAACUCCCACUGCUUUUCACUCGUCUACACUGGGCCAAGAAGAGAGACCGUCACCAUGCAUCUCGAUCGCCACCUUGGCGGACCUGCCUCUGUCCACAGCAAAUACAACCAAUGCAACCCAUUCUCAUUCCGAUAGCAAGGUGCAGUUGAAGGAUCGUGGGGAUCCCAUUGACGUCUCGGAUAGCGAGAGGCAAGAGAGCGAUGACCCUGAUGAUGAUGAAUGGUCUACUGUCGAAGAAUAUGCUAUCUGGCAUCAGUCACGGGUGAGCAGUGAGGCCUUCAGGGAGAAUAUCCAGAAAGCCCGCGACGUGGCUCUCGAGAAUUGUCUCGACCUCAAGCAGAUUCACGAGGAUCAAGAUCCGGAAUUUUUUGUUAAACAUGGGGUGAAAGCAGGGGCCGCACGGCGGUUCGUUAGUGACAUUGCCCAAUGGGUGAUGCGACAAGGCAACGCAAAUGGCCGUGAAGAGUAG
Messenger RNA from Penicillium chermesinum, 606 nucleotides. RefSeq lists its product as uncharacterized. The transcript is spliced from 2 exons. The coding region runs from base 1 to 606 and encodes 201 amino acids. NCBI's taxonomy places the organism in Eukaryota, Fungi, Ascomycota, Eurotiomycetes, Eurotiales, Aspergillaceae. The record is from RefSeq and is a predicted model, not a curated record.